GGUUUACAAUAAAAUGCAAGCAGAGCUGAGCAAUUUAUGUAAGAAGAGUAAACCUACAUUCAAGCAAUCAACAGAUAUGAAGAGAAGUAAGGAAACAACAUCAUAUGAAGAGUCUCAUCUGAGUAAUAUUGAUGGACCAACACACAAUCAAUGUUGUGGGUUGAAGAAACAACACAUAACAUACCCAGAUAAGGAGACUAGUGGCAAUAUUGUUAGUGCCACCAUGUCUGAUCGAUAUGUUGAUUUGAAUAAACAUAACACAAUAUUGCCAGACAAAAAAACUCAUUUCCAUAAUAUCAAUGGUACAACGCCCAGUCAAUCUACUGGUUCAAAGGAACAUAAUGCAAUUUGUAUAAAUGAAACGACUGACACCAAAAGUCCUAGCGGAAUAAUAUCUGAUAAAACCUGUGCUUUAAAGCCACAUAAAAAACACCACACAGAUGAUAUAGAUUUUUCAUGUUAUAUUUGUGGUAAGAUUUUCAAUGCAUGUACAAAUUUGAAGAACCAUAUAAAAAUACAUACUGGUGAAAAACCUCAUUCAUGCAAUAUUUGUGGUAGAAGUUUCCUUAGGUCUAGUCAUUUGAAAAACCAUACGAGAAUACAUACCGGUGAAAAGCCUUACUCAUGCAAUAUGUGUGAUAAGAGUUUCAAUGCAUCAUCUACUCUGAAGAUUCAUAAAAGAAUACAUACCGGUGAAAAGCCUUAUUCAUGCAAUAUUUGUGGCAAGAGUAUCAGUGAAUCUGGUACUUUGAAGACACAUGAAAGAAUACACACGGGUGAAAAACCUCAUUCAUGUAAUAUUUGUGGGAAAAGUUUCAAUCAAAUUGGUCAUUUGAGGGUGCACAAGAGUAUACAUACAGAUGAUAGACCUUUUUCGUGCAAUAUUUGCGGUAAGAGUUUCAAUCAUUCUAGUAGUGUAAAGUAUCACAUAAAAAAACAUACUGGUGAUAAACCUUAUUCAUGCAGUGUCUGUGGUAAGAGUUUCAUUGAAGCUGGUACUUUGAAGAAGCAUGAAAUAAUCCACACUGUUGAAAAAACAUAUCCAUGCUACAUUUGUCCGCUGAAAUUUAAGCGAAAAGAAGCUCUCGAAAAACAUUUACAAAGGCAUAUUAACCAUCUAUUAUAAUUCAAAUUCAAAUAUAUAUCAAAAUAGGAUUUAAAAUCACUUAUUGAACGUCAAAAACUACCACCCAUUCAAAAGGGACUGCCUCAGACCUGAGAAGGAUGGACGCAAGAAACUCAGCUGGCGUUUUUUUAUAUAAAAUAUGGAUUACAAUGUAAUAUCGUACAAUAAACAUUUAUAAUUAAAGAA
Leptidea sinapis is the source of this 1312-nucleotide messenger RNA. Its product is annotated as zinc finger protein 239-like. Gene Ontology annotation, biological process: negative regulation of transcription by RNA polymerase II; regulation of cytokine production; regulation of immune system process. NCBI's taxonomy places the organism in Eukaryota, Metazoa, Arthropoda, Insecta, Lepidoptera, Pieridae. The transcript has a single exon. Bases 14 to 1126 code for a protein of 370 amino acids. The record is from RefSeq and is a predicted model, not a curated record.